GAGUGAAGGCAUUGAGCUCAUUGAGUAGCGGACAAUUGCAGUGAGUAUCACCAUCAGUACCACAACGGCACGCCAAGCCCCGGUGCUCAGACCGACCGACCUCCCCACAGAAAAUCCGCCACAGUCAUUCCCUGCCAGCCAUGAAACAGACUCUGCUCGAGCUGAUGAGGAUGAGCAGAAUAUGCAGGAUGGUACUCGCCACUUGUUUGGGAUCUUUUAUUCUGGUCAUCUUUUAUUUCCAAAGUAUGUUCCAACCAGUCAUGCGGAGGAACCAGUUUGCGGCGGACGUGUGCUGUAGGAAAGGCUCCCGCAACGCACUGCAGGAACUCUACAACCCCACACAGUCUGAGUUCUCCAGUGCCGCCAUCCUCCACCAGGCCAGGAGAGACCAUGUAGCUGAGUCAUGUCGGGCCCAGAGUGCAUCCAGCCGCAAGCGCCGGGUCCUGACCCCCGGUGACCUCAAACACCUGGUGGUGGAUGAGGAGCAUGAGCUCAUCUACUGCUAUGUCCCCAAGGUGGCCUGCAGCAACUGGAAACGUGUCAUGAUGGUCCUCACGGGACGCGGCAAGUACAGUGACCCUAUGGAGAUCCCUUCCAACGAGGCCCACGUCCCGUCCAACCUGAAAUAUCUGAACCAGUACAGCAUCGCUGAAAUCAACCACCGCCUCAAGAGCUACCUCAAGUUCCUGUUCGUCCGGGAGCCCUUCGAGAGGCUCGUCUCCGCUUACCGCAACAAGUUCACCCUCAAGUACAACUCCUCCUUCCACCGCCGCUUCGGCACCAAGAUCGUCCGCCGCUACCGGAAGGACGCCACGCAGGAGGCGCUGCUCAACGGCGCCGACGUCAAGUUCCGGGAGUUUGCCGAGUAUCUUGUCGACCCGGCCACCCAACGCGACGGCCCGCUCAACGAGCACUGGCAGACGGUGUACCAGUUGUGCCACCCCUGUCACAUCCACUAUGACCUGGUGGGCAAGUACGAAACCCUGGAGGAAGACGCCAACUAUGUUCUGCAGCUGGCGGGAGUGGGCGAGUCCCUGCGCUUCCCGACCUACGCCAAGUCCACCCGCACCACAGACAGCAUGACGGCCCAGUUCUUCAGCAACAUCAGCUCCCAGCAGCACAGCCAGCUCUUCCAGCUGUAUAAAUUGGACUUCCUCAUGUUCAACUAUUCCAUGCCAAGCUAUCUGCGACUGGACUAACGACUAGAGGACCAGGACAUGACUAGCCAGCUGGGACUCUGGGCACGAUCCACUUUUAUUAAGAGAAGAACAUGAGUGAAAGUGGAGAACAGAUAUUUUUGCAGAAGCUUUAUUCAAAAACUGUCGUCGCUGUUUCUGGGGGGUGAACAGGAAGGACUGAGGGGAAUGGGAGGGACAGAGAUUGAGGAAAGUUGCUGGAUCCGAUUUGACGUGAAAGAUUCUUGGUUAUCCAAUCAGCAUUGUCCUGAAGGUGAUAAAGGAGGAAGUGGAGAUCCUAUAGCAUCAGAAUGCAGGGUUCGGGUGGAGCUGAUGUCAGAGGUUUUCUAAGAGGGGACAUAGAGGAGAGAAGCAGGACUCCUGGAGAGUGAUCGAUAUGUGUUCUGUAUGUACAUGAGGUGGGACUCUUGACCAAUUAGUCUGCUAAGGAAUCUGCACAGCAAACGGUGGCCUCGCAUGCACGUGCCCUGGCCCCAAAGCAUCAUGGGAGCUGAGCUUAUUUUAUAACGAACAAUAGCGAAACUCCGUCAAAUUGUAAAACACAUCCAUGUCCUUCAGUGUGCUGUAUCCUGGGUGUGUUUGAUACGCCCACCAAUUAUACAUUUGAUAAGUAAACUGGCUCUUGGCUCCACCUCAAGCCCUCCUCAUUAUAGCUGGCUAUUGACUUUGCUUUAAAGACCUCUAGAACCAUUAGGCGUAAACAGUGGAGCUACAAUUUACAGCCAACUGCUCUAAAGUUGUAGCUAUGCUGUCAAGAUCGCCAUCGUCAUAGGUGAAAAACCUCCUGAAUCCUAAGGUUUGCCAGGUGAGGCCUCAGACUCCCAUAGCAGGAUCUGAAAAGGCGGCCAUUUUAGAAAGACGCUGAGCACCCUCGAGGCUUUGAGCCACAGGAAGUGGUCAGAAGGAAUGAUUGACAGGUGUUAGGUGCCUCCCACUGACCCAGAGAGGAACUGUAGAAGAGAUGGCCCGUGUGGCUGUGAAAGGGUUUAAGGGACAGGAUCAGGAUCAGGGACAGGAUCUCAUAAAUCCGCCCACACCCCAAAAUGGGCCAUGCCCAUUACCCCCCCACCCCCACCCACC
This is a messenger RNA of Oncorhynchus nerka (sockeye salmon), 2276 nucleotides long. It is a transcript of the gene chst11, whose product is annotated as carbohydrate (chondroitin 4) sulfotransferase 11. Gene Ontology annotation, cellular component: membrane. NCBI's taxonomy places the organism in Eukaryota, Metazoa, Chordata, Actinopteri, Salmoniformes, Salmonidae. The transcript has 4 exons. Gene Ontology annotation, molecular function: sulfotransferase activity. Bases 141 to 1199 code for a protein of 352 amino acids. The record is from RefSeq and is a predicted model, not a curated record. Gene Ontology annotation, biological process: carbohydrate biosynthetic process; proteoglycan biosynthetic process.